Molecule: messenger RNA, 1419 nt
Organism: Suillus subalutaceus
Lineage: Eukaryota; Fungi; Basidiomycota; Agaricomycetes; Boletales; Suillaceae
Exons: 11
Coding region: 1-1419 (472 amino acids)
Source: RefSeq, a predicted model, not a curated record
AUGCACCACACCAACCCCCAGAUCCCAAAGGCAGGAGCUACACUAAGUAGCAUGCACUGCGCUAACCCCCAGAUCCCAACAACAGGCGCUGCUGAAAAAAGAACAAAUAAUGUUAGUAAACUAAGAGGAAAGAGAAUGGACAAACUAGAGUUAGUAAUUGGGAAUGGCAGCAAGGUAGCGCGCCAACUCCCAGAUCCAAACAAAAGACACUAUGAAAAAACAAAAUCAGCUGACAGUGUAAAGGGAGGGGUGCAAGCGGUGAAGAAAGGGAAAGGAGGAAGGAAAGAUGAACCGUGGGAAGUUGAACUUAGAGUAGAUAAAUGUGUCAGUUUUGUGUAUCGGUUUCUGUUCCAAUGCCUUUUGCUGGAACACAGGUAUCUCAUCGAGAACCACAGUCGCUAUCUGUUCCGGUGCCGUUUGCCGGUCCAUAACAUCCGCUAUCAGUUCCCACACUUCGUGGCAUAUGGCCCGCACCAAGAAUACAGCAAAAAAAGGCCACUGGCGGCUCGCGUCAACCUGGACUUAGACGGUGCCAGCAACGCGUUGGUUGUGAUGGAGCCGAGGUUAGCAGUAUGUGAGGGGUUCAAACACAAUGAGUUCUGUAUCAUUUGCAGGGACGGUUCUGUUGAGGACAACUAUCUCCUCUUGUGCGACGAAUGUCCACGUGUCGUCUGCACCAAUUGCGUCAUGGUACCCCCAGCCUUCACACAGGCCAUCAUGUCACCACAUGUGACCUUCCGGUGCAUCUGCUGUCACAUCUCAGGACAACACCGACCUGACGGUAGCUUGUCAGUAUACCAUGGCUUCUAUAGAAACCAGAAGCCGCUACUCGACACCUUCCUCCCAAUCCACGCCACCCUCGAAUUAUCUGUCCGGGCGCAAAUCUCCUCUGAGUCCCUGCUCUUUGUUCAUCUCAUCCUGACAGAUUACGAUACUGCGGGAGGGGCAUUCAAACUGGCCUACCAUUUUUUGAAGCCUUAUUUUCCCAACGGUGGCUUAGUGUACCAGGAGGUAAUGUUUGAUGUUGGUACAGUCUCUAAGGUCAAGACAUACCAAGCGAGCGUCGACGAUUUGGUGCGCACCCUAUCAACUAACAACUGGAAGCGCGUUGUGUUUGGUAUAUCCAACCACACCGACAACACACAUGGAGACCCGUUUGUAGGCUAUGACAAAAAUAAAUAUGUCGCCACUCCGGUUGACAAUUUUUUGAACAUUAUCCUUGCGCCUUGGCAGGUCCUUGUUGAUCAUGCGGCUGAGUCAUUCCUGUGGUUCUUCUCCUGUGGUGCGCUUGUCAACAAUGCUGAGUCAUUUUCUAAGUUGCGCGUUUCAGUCGCCCGUCAUGGUCUUUCCGCAGCUGUUGCCUUCGAUGCAGUCCGGUUCCAACCAAAUUUUGCCGCCCAUCUCUUGCUUCUUCAGUGA